Xiphophorus maculatus (southern platyfish) is the source of this 1676-nucleotide messenger RNA. It is a transcript of the gene sbds, whose product is annotated as SBDS, ribosome maturation factor. The transcript has 5 exons. The record is from RefSeq and is a predicted model, not a curated record. NCBI's taxonomy places the organism in Eukaryota, Metazoa, Chordata, Actinopteri, Cyprinodontiformes, Poeciliidae. The coding region runs from base 84 to 833 and encodes 249 amino acids. Gene Ontology annotation, biological process: ribosome biogenesis; cytosolic ribosome assembly.
GACACACAUCCGGCGACGUCAUAUCUUAUUUACUGUAGCAGCGACUCGAAGACACUUCUCUUAGUGUCUUAUCAAACAAAAACAUGUCCAUAUUCACCCCAACAAACCAGAUCCGGCUGACCAACGUCGCUGUGGUUCGGAUGAAGAAGGGCGGGAAGCGGUUUGAAAUCGCGUGCUACAAAAACAAAGUCAUGAGCUGGAGAUCAGGCGCAGAGAAGGACCUGGACGAGGUGCUGCAGACACACUCUGUUUUUGUCAAUGUUUCCAAAGGUCAGAUGGCGAAGAAGGAUGAUCUGGUGAAAGCGUUUGGAACAGGUGAUCAAACAGAAAUCUGCAAGCAGAUUUUGUCCAAAGGGGAACUCCAGGUGUCUGACAAGGAGAGGCAGAGCCAGCUGGAGGCGAUGUUCAGAGACAUCGCCACCAUCGUGGCGGAGAAGUGUGUGAAUCCAAACACUAAGAGGCCUUACACCGUCAGUCUGAUCGAGCGAGCGAUGAAGGACAUCCACUACUCUGUGAAGCCCAACAAGAGCACCAAGCAGCAGGCCCUGGAAGUGAUCCGGCAGCUGAAGGAGACCAUGGAGAUCCAGAGAGCCCACAUGCGGCUGCGGCUGGAGGUGCCGGCCAAGGAGGCCAAGAGGCUGAGGGAGAAGCUGAAGCCGCUGCUGCAGGUGGUGGAGAGCGAGGAGUUUGACGAAGAGCUGGAAAUGGUGGUUCUGGUGGAUCCCGGCUGCUUCAGGGAGAUCGAUGAGCUGAUCCGCUGCGAGACCAAAGGCCGAGGCUCUCUGGAGGUGCUGAGCCUGAAGGACGUGGAGGAAGGAGACGAGAAGCUUUAGGAGCUGAUUCACUUCUGAUUCACUAAAACUCCUACAGAGACACAGUUUAUUGUCCAGCUCACCUUAUUUCAGCCUUUAACGCAGCAGCUAUGUUUAAGAGAAACUCCCACUAAUCUUACUGCUGAAGAGUCGAUCCGAUAGCAGGCUUCAGCGUUCAGAUGUAAAACACUAAAGCCAGCAAUUAGCUCUGACCUUUAUGUUAUUAUUUAUUAUUUUCCUGUCCUAGUGCACAUCUUUGACUCCUUCCUUAUCUUCAUAGGCCCAGAAGUAAAUAUUUAACUCCAACAGUUAAUCCUUCUCUGCAGCUGGACAGAAAAAAAACCUGAUUGUUUUCUGUAGACGGGGAUUUUACUGACAUAAAAUAAUUAUAAAUAUACACACAAGCUGUCACUUUUCCUGGCAGCCCAAUAGAAAUAUGUCAAAUAAAUUAUUAUUUUUAUUAUUUCAGAGAAAAACAGUGUUUAAUAUAACAUUGAGACAUAAUUGUUUCAGAAAAUGUCACCUUAAAAAUAUGACUGAAGGUGUUUUUUUUUGUUUUUUUUAAGCCACUCUUCAAAAUGGGAAAGACUGGUAUACAUGGCAUUUAGGUUUGGUGAAAAUCAUAUUGGUGAUGAGUUUCCAUAGGAACCAUCUACUUCACAGCUUUUGUCCUACCAUCACAAACAGAAAUGGAGUGUUUGACGUUUUCUACGCUAGAGCUGUGUGAAAAAGAGGCUGAAUAUGUGGAAAAGCAACUCAGAUUCAUUUAAUAAGCACGGCGAAGGAUCUGUGAUGCUGUGGGUUUGUUUGCAAAAGUGUGACAUCAUAAACUCGAUAAAUAAAUGAAUGCCUUUAGACUGAAAA